Trichobilharzia szidati is the source of this 690-nucleotide messenger RNA. The record is from the annotation of a GenBank genome assembly. NCBI's taxonomy places the organism in Eukaryota, Metazoa, Platyhelminthes, Trematoda, Strigeidida, Schistosomatidae.
AAGGUCCUCAAGGUCGUGUAUGAUAUGAGUAUAUAUGAUGGGUCAAAUACCAUAGAAAGAAUCAAAGAAAUUUUAUCCAAAGGAAAAACUUUGUUUUCAUUUGAAUCAUGUCAAGAACGCUUACUUUAUCCAGAAGCAAUACCACAUCAUCGUCUUGGUAUAACUUUAACACCAAUUAGUAAUCAUGGAUUAGCUGGACCAGCAACAUACGACCCUCAAUUUACAGGAAUCAAUGAUUUCAGCAAAAAGCCUAUGAGUUUACGUGGAUAUACUUUAGGCGCUAGAACAGCACCAAGACUGACUUCUCAAUUACAUACUACUAAUGCUCCAGAUCCUGGAGCUUAUCAAAACCAUAUCAACAACACAUUAGCAGUGAAACCGAAUAAAAAGCCAUUUAAUCGUUGUGCACCAAGAUGUAAUAUAUCACCAAAUGUCACAUCUACUGUCGGGGUUGGAACAUACGAUAUAACAAGUGAAAUAGGUCGACGUGUACAAUGGCAAAGAGAUACAAUGUUACAUCCUGUCAAUCUGCCUACAAUUGAACAAAAGAGUACAAUACCCGUUAAUACAGAUAAACUUUCCACUACUGCAGAGUGUAAACGUUAUCAGAGGAAACUGGCAUAUUUACAACUUUAUUUUAAAUAGACAAUGAAUGAAUGAAUGAAUAUGUAUGAAUUGAAGUGUACUGCU